AUGGUGCCGUCGCACCGCGUGACGCUACUUUUCCUGGCGGUGGGGGGAUGCCCGCGGGUCUCCUGGUCGCUGGUCUGGUACACAGCCUGGGUGAGCACGGUGUACACCGAGCCGGGCACCAACCGCACGGUGCGGGACAGUGCGGAAAGCGGGCGCUACGGGAACAGCUCGCCCAAGGAGAGCGCGCAGGGCCUAGUGGGCAUCCCUUGCGGCGGAACAGCCCACCACAUGGCGGGCUGCGACCCGAAGGUGGAAUACGAGAUACCCAUGCAGCCCGGAAGCUCCUCGGGAGAAAAAAAGGCGGGAGCGCCCUUCUCGCCGCCUCAGUCCUGGAUCGCCUUGGUGGCCCUCGGAGGCUGCCCCUUGAAGGACAAAGUUGCCAACGCAGCAAGAAGGAAAGCGGCCGCCGUGGUCAUCUACAACGAGCCUCAGUUUGGCAACUCCACUCUUACCUCUAUGUCGUACCUCGGUACUGCUAAUACAGUAGUAAUUAUGGUUGGGUAUCCAAAAGGAAUGGAGAUCCUGGAGCCAGUCCUAAGAGGAAUUCCAGUAAAAAUGACUAUUAGUGUUGGUAAACAACAUGUACAAGAAUAUAUCAACGGACAGUCAGUUGUGUUUGUAGCAAUUGCGUUUAUCACAAUGAUGAUUAUAUCUUUAGCAUGGCUUAUAUUUUUUUACGUUCAACGUUUUCUCUAUACUGGAUCACAGUUUAGAAGCCAGGGUCAGCGAGAAGAAACAAUUGGCGCAAUUGCUCAGCUGCCACUCUGUACUCUAAAAGACGAAGAUAAGUGUUGGGCUAUUGAUGCAGAAAAUUGUGCUAUAUGCAUCGAAAACUAUAAAGCAAAAGAUACUGUUCGACUUCUGCCUUGCAAACAUGUCUUCCAUAAGCUGUGCAUUGAUCCCUGGUUGCUGGAACAGAGAACAUGUCCAAUGUGUAAAUUAGAUAUCAUGAAAGCGCUAGGAUAUUGGGGAGAAUCUAAAAAAGUUGCAGUGCCUGAAUCAAUGAGUAGUAACAUACCAACUGAGAACUGGAAUAUUUCUAUAGAGGAAGAUAGUAACGAAACAAGUGGCUUAUCAGCAUCCUCUAUUAGCUCAGUUGCAUUAAAUAAUGUUUUAAAAGAAAAUCUGUGUGAAACGACAAUUUUACUUGAACUGGACAGUGGAGAUAAUCAAUGAUCAUUUGCCUUCUGGAUCACUACAAAUUUAAUGAGAAUUUGAGAAACUUGAACUGAUAGUAAAAAAAAUUAUUUUUAAAAAAUGUUAUGGACUUGAAUCUAGCUUAGGAAAUAUAUGCUUCCUGUUAGUCUUGGUUACAAAGCUUUUCUCUAUACAAGAUAAGAUACAUUAGUUCUGAUUUUGAUCCAUGAGAAGGAGGAAGAGAAAGAAACUGCUUUUUAAAAAGAUUAUCUGAAGAUGUCAGGUUGUUACUCUUAUUCUGGGGGGAAAUGGUUCCUUUCAUAGUAUGCCAUUCCUACUUCUUUCUAUCUCUUUGUCCUUUUGUUUGAAACAAAAUCUUAUCAGGAAAAAAACAAAUUAUAACUAUUUCAAAAAUACAUUUGGAACAGUAAUAGAAGUAUGAACAGCACAAAUAAACGAUAUGGGAUAUAUUAUACUAUAUAUGCAUAAUUAAGAAUUAUUUUCUUGUAAAAUACGGCUUAGCUUAAACAUGUAAAAUAUAAGCGGUUCUAAAAGUCUUAAUAUACAUCUGAGAGAAAGAAAAAACUAUGUAGUGCUACACAACUGUAGCACAAUUCAGGUGUUUGAUUUUUUGUCAGAAUUCUAUAGUGGGUACUUGUAGAAUUACAUUUCUACUUCAAUAUUUCAAAUUGGAAUAUUGCUUCAUUCAUUUAAUGUGCUAGAUAGCAGCGAUGUACCUUUAUACAGAAACUGAAAAGCACAUGGCCUUAGGCAUAUAUCAACCAUAUUAUAUAUAAUCAAAUUCAGCACAUUACAUUAGUUGUUAUUUAUUAAAUCACUCAAAGGAAAGUGAUGAAGUAUCUGUUUAUAGUUAUGUAUAUUCAAACAACUUUCUAGAAUACCUGAAAAAAUAUAUAAUUUAAAAUUAGACUAUUGUCUGAAACAAGGUGUUUGGUGUUGUUGGUUUUUUUUGUUUUUUUUUUUGCUAAAACCAGAGCUUCAAAUAAGGAGAGAAAAAUAUUUUAUUUGAUUUCUGAAAAAUAUAUGUUCUGAAGACUUCACCCUGGGUAAAAGAAAAAGAAAGGAGAGUGGAAAAAAUUUACAAGAAAUACUAUAUUUGGAAAAAACAACUUAUAUUUCAACACUAUAAAAUAAACUUGAGGACAAAAAAAAAGACUGGAUAAAAUGUACUACAGAGAUACCAGGGAAAACACUAGAACUGGAGAGACAAAAAGUGACGAGAAGCAGAGAGAAAAAGAAAUAUAUAUUAGCCUAGGAGGGAUAUAUAUUUUAAGUAGUAUGUUAUUUCUUAUGUUUCUUUA
Molecule: messenger RNA, 2459 nt
Organism: Protobothrops mucrosquamatus (brown spotted pit viper)
Lineage: Eukaryota; Metazoa; Chordata; Lepidosauria; Squamata; Viperidae
Gene: RNF149
Product: ring finger protein 149
Exons: 7
Coding region: 1-1176 (391 amino acids)
Source: RefSeq, a predicted model, not a curated record